UCAUAAACAGCACAAUCACCCCAAAUAUGACUUUCACCAAAACCUCUCAGAAGUUUGGGCAGUGGGCCGACAGCAGAGCAAACACGGUGUUUGGUUUGGGAUUCUCCUCUGAGCAGCAGCUGACAAAGUUUGCAGAGAAAUUCCAGGAGGUUAAAGAGGCUGCCAAGCUCGCUCGAGACACAUCCCAGGAGAAAAUCGAGACCUCAAGUCAUCAUUCCCAGGAAUCUGGGCGUGAAACCCCAUCUUCUACUCAGGCAUCCAGCGUCAAUGGAACGGACGAUGAAAAGGCCUCACACGCAGGUCCCGCCGACGCACACCUCAAGUCUGAGAACGACAAGCUGAAGACCGCUUUGACGCAGAGUGCUGCCAAUGUGAAGAAGUGGGAGAUUGAGCUGCAGACCCUGCGGGAGAGCAACGCCCGACUGACCGCAGCGCUGCAGGAGUCGGCGGCCAGUGUCGAGCAGUGGAAAAGGCAGUUCUCCAUUUGCCGAGACGAGAACGACCGGCUCCGCAACAAGAUUGAGGAGCUGGAGGUGAAGUGUGGCGAGGUAAACAGGGAGAAGGAGAAGAACACCCAGUUGAAGAGGAGAAUCGAGGAGCUGGAGUCGGAGCUCCGAGAAAAGGAGACGGAGUUGAAAGAUCUCCGAAAACAAAGUGAAAUCAUACCUCAGCUCAUGUCAGAGUGUGAAUAUGUCUCUGAGAAGUUAGAGGCGGCAGAAAGAGACAAUCAAAACUUGGAAGACAAAGUGCGGUCUCUAAAGACGGACAUUGAAGAGAGUAAAUUCCGCCAACGCCACCUGAAGGGGGAGUUGAAGAGCUUCCUGGAGGUUCUGGACGGGAAGAUUGACGACCUCCAUGACUUCCGCCGAGGCCUGUCCAAGCUGGGCACAGACAACUAGGUUCGGGGAGCGGGGUCUUACGGGCACGUCCCCAGAGUGUAUGUGAGACAAGGAGGACCAGGACAUUGUCCCGUUCGCGAUGCUUCUGUAAAUGCAGGUGCAUUCUGUCGUGUUUCCAAACCAGUUGUGCCGUCCACUCACUCCACUCCAGAACAGAAAUCUCUCACUUCUUUGGCCUUGUGAGGCUGUGGACAACUGGAAGCUUACGACUCAGGAAUCCAGAACUUGGUCUACCUUAAACGUUUACGCAGUCAGGGCAGGGAUGUUUAUAUCUUUCUUUAAGGGCUGUUGCAACCCUAUUAACUGGGAAAAAAACAGUAUUUUCUAAUCCAGAUAUCAAUAUCUUUUACAAUAGGCCAGUGCACUCCUCUUAUUGAGUAGCAUUCAGUGGAUGUGACUGUCCAUGGGCAGGUGGAGGGAACAUCUCUCUGUAACAAUUUUGAUGCUUUAAAGUCGAGAGUUAUCUGAAGAAUGGUAACAAGAAUCUGGUGGAUGCAUUUGCUGGCAUGGAGAUACUUGCAUCCACUAGGUCCCAUCGUCCCCCAGUUUGUAUGGUUGCGACAAUGUUCCUUCUCUUGGGUUUUAAUUUCUGAGCAGAUGCUUGUGCUGUGGGAGCGGCAUGCAGUGAGGGUGCCUAGCACAGUGCCAGGCACAAAAUAGGUGCUUUAAUAAACAUUUGUUCAAUUAAACAUAUAAACAGAA
This is a messenger RNA of Jaculus jaculus (lesser Egyptian jerboa), 1601 nucleotides long. It is a transcript of the gene Homer2, whose product is annotated as homer scaffold protein 2. Bases 27 to 899 code for a protein of 290 amino acids. The transcript is spliced from 7 exons. Gene Ontology annotation, cellular component: plasma membrane; dendrite; postsynaptic density. Gene Ontology annotation, biological process: G protein-coupled glutamate receptor signaling pathway; regulation of store-operated calcium entry. Lineage: Eukaryota; Metazoa; Chordata; Mammalia; Rodentia; Dipodidae. Gene Ontology annotation, molecular function: G protein-coupled glutamate receptor binding. The record is from RefSeq and is a predicted model, not a curated record.